This is a messenger RNA of Argentina anserina (silverweed cinquefoil), 2843 nucleotides long. RefSeq lists its product as uncharacterized. Bases 162 to 2615 code for a protein of 817 amino acids. The record is from RefSeq and is a predicted model, not a curated record. NCBI's taxonomy places the organism in Eukaryota, Viridiplantae, Streptophyta, Magnoliopsida, Rosales, Rosaceae. Gene Ontology annotation, molecular function: nucleic acid binding. The transcript is spliced from 14 exons.
UGCCACGUCGCUCUCCGGCGGAUAAAACUCUCUGAAGCUCCCACUAUCUUUCACAGAGCUCAAAAAGCCUCUCAAACCCACUACUCUACUUAUCUCCGAAUGUCCUUUAACGCCUCCCUGAUAAGAGCCUAGCUCUCUUCCUUCAUCUAUCAAACAACAAAAUGGAUGGCUUCUCUCUCACCCUUACUACCCACACCCCUUUCUUUACUAACCGAACUCGUUUUCCUUCACUUUCAAGAACACCAAUCCCACUUUUCCCUCCAAAAACCAACUUUAUUGUUCUCAGCUCCAAAGAUGACCCAAAGCUCGACCCUUUGGACCAAAUGGAGCUCAAGUUUGGUCGCAUGAUUGGUGAAGACCCAAAACUCACACUUGCCAAGAUAUUGGGUAGGAAAGCAAACCCAGAAGCUAGUUAUAUGGAUAUAGAGAAGAGCUUUUACAAGAACAAGGGUAAGAUAGUUGAGAUAAAGGAGGUACCUUUUGGUGUACCCAAGAAUGCUGAGGCAGAUAAACCCUUGGAGGGUUUGGAAUUGGGUAGACCUGUGGUGCCAAAGAAAGUUAAGUCAUCUCCUUUGGAUGGUUUGAACUUGGCUCGGCCGGUGCCGAAGAAAGGAGUUAAAUUUGAGGUUGAUGAUAAGCCAAGAGGUUCUGAGGUUAGGAAAUUGAGUCGACCUGUUGCACCCAAGGCUGUGGAGAGUAGUAAGGGGAGUGUUCCUAAUGUUAUUUUGAGGAAGCCAAGUCUGUUUAGUGAGGAUGAUGUUGAUGACACAAGGCCUAGGCUGAGGAUUAAACCGAAUUUGUCAUUGAAGAUGAGGAUUGAGCAGCCCAAGGAGCAGUUUAGUGAUAUGACAUUGUUGAGAAAACCUGAACCGGUGAUUGUUGAUGACAGUAGUGAAAAGAAACAAGAGGAAUCAUCGAGUAAUGUAGGUAGCAAUGUUACUGGUGAUGUGGCAUUGUUGAGGAAACCCAAGGUGGAGAAUGUAAAUGGAAGUAGUGAAAUGAAACUAGACCAAUUUAGUAGUGUAGAUACAAAAGUUAUUGGUGAAGCAGAAAUGGAGAUGUUGAAUGAAGAAAUCAAUAAUGAAGUUACUGGUUUCACUCUACUGGAAAAGCCCAAAUCACUGAGUAUUGAAAAAGGAGUUGAAAUUGAUGAUGAGGAAAUUGAGCAAAAAAAAUCUACUGUUAUUGAUGAUACUGAGAAUAAUGUCUCGAAAGAUUUAUCUGAGGUUACUGCUUCAAGCAGUAUAAGAAGACCCAGUCUCGGAGAAUCCAUCGAUGGCACACUUACAGAGAUUCCCAGCCAAACAGAUGAUUACCCUAUAGGAUUACAGCCACAUAAGCAGAGCUCUGUGGUGUCCAGUAAGGAAAUUGCUGAGGAUCAAAUGUCUAGUACAAGUGCACCUGUUUCUAAUGUUGAACUUUCUGUAGAUGCUGCUCUACAAGGAAAACCAAAACGGUUGGACCAACCCGUGAAAGAGGCACCUGCGAAUACAGAAAGUAUUGCUGUUGAGCUUGAAAAUCCUCUUUCUACAUCUCCCAGUGGGCAUGAAGAUGAUGAUUGGAUUGCAGCUGAAGAAUUGGUAAAGAGCGGAAAUAGGGGAGACGUAGAACUUAUAAGUGCCAGCACCAGAGGUUUUGUUGUUUCUUUUCGCUCUUUAGUAGGUUUUCUGCCAUACCGUAAUCUGGCUUUCAAGUGGAAAUUCUUAGCUUUUGAGUCAUGGCUAAGACGAAAGGGUUUAGAUCCGUCCUUGUACAGGCGAAAUCUUGGAGUUAUUGGAAGCUAUGAUGUCACAAACAAGAUCAAUCCAAACCUAGAAAAUGAUGCUAUAGUAAUUAAAAAUGAGGGAGAAGUUACACCGGAUAUGAAACUGGAAGAACUUCUUGGGAUAUAUGACCAAGAAAAAAUCAAAUUCUUGUCAUCAUUUGUUGGCCAGAAAGUCAAGGUAAAUGUGGUAUUGGCCAACAAAAAAUCUGGGAAACUUGUAUUUUCAGUGAAGCCAAAAGAGAAGGAAGAGUCAAUCGAGAGAAAAAGAAGUCUCAUGGCAAAACUUCAAGUUGGCGAUGUCGUUAAAUGCUGCAUCAAGAAAAUUACUUAUUUUGGUGUUUUUGUUGAGGUUGAAGGAGUGCCUGCACUAAUCCAUCAGACUGAAAUAUCUUGGGAUGCCACUUUGGAUCCUUCUUCUUACUUUAAAGUUGGACAGAUUGUCGAGGCAAAAGUUUACCAGCUGGAUUUUGCACUUGAACGUAUCUUCUUGUCAUUGAAAGAGAUUAUGCCAGAUCCAUUGAUGGAGACAUUGGAGUCUGUGGUUGGUGAUAAUGAGAUCCUGGAUGGGAGAUUAAAAGCAGCAGAAGCAGAUACCAAGUGGGACGAUGUAGAAUCUCUAAUUAAAGAGCUGGAACAGACUGAAGGAAUCCAGUCUGUAUCAAAAGGUCGUUUUUUCUUGAGCCCAGGAUUAGCUCCAACAUUUCAGGUUUAUAUGGCGUCCAUGUUUGAGAAUCAGUACAAGUUACUUGCUCGGUCUGAAAAUAAAGUUCAAGAGGUAAUAGUUCAAACAUCACUGGACAAAGAAGAGAUGAAAUCUGUGAUUCUAAGAUGUACCAGCAGAGUAGGCUAGUCCUUUCUUGUUUUCUAAAUCGUAAGCUUCAAGAACGCAGGUUCAAGACCAGUAUCAUGAGAAAUUUUUGUAAAAUGUAGAAACAGCAGAUGGUGAGGAUCAAAAUUGUAAUAUCCUACGGGUUGUACAGACAAAAGGCUUCUGUAAAUCCUCCAUGCUUUAUGAAAAAUCACAACCAAUACAGGUAAUUCAUAACACCACGAAUUACUGAAGUUAAAGUUGUUAGUC